GAACAGAGGAAAGGGCCCAUGAUGAAGUAGGGAAUUAAGAGGACACACUCAGCCAAAUCUCGCAACGGAGACAAUCUAUCUCUCAACCUUUAAUGGUUUCUUACAUUCUCUUUCCUUUUAAUAUAUACGUAUAUAUUGUCUCACCGGGGUGCUCAAAGGGAUUGUUUGAUUCCAAGAUAUUUAAGUAUUAUUUAAAACAUGACAACCAUCGAGGAGUGCCCUGUGUUACGGCCAACACCCUAAGAGUUCGAAAACUUCUAUGAUUACAUUGAGAAAAUAGAUAAAUAAUAUUCACCCAACUACGGGAUGGUGAAAGUAAAAUUAUAUUUUUAAAUUAAUUCCUAGAUCAUUCCCCCAAAGAACUUCCGAAUUCGCUAACAAGAUUACAACAAAUCUCUUGACAAUCUUAUUAUUUAAGGUCCUAUUGAGCAGAAUGUUUAUGGGAAGGGUGGCAACUAUGAAUGUUUACACAUCUUAAAAAAGUCAAUGCCUCUCAAGGAUUACAGAGCUAAACAAACAGAAAUAGAUAAAUAACAUGAAAAACUAAAUUCAGACCAACUGGAAAAGCUGUACUGGAAAAGUUUAGCCUUCAGUCCUCCUCUAUACGGAGCUGAUAUAAAGUUAAGUUUGAUGGAUGUCAACAAUUCUUGGAACCUCAAUCAAAUUACAAGCCUACUCAACUUUGGACUCAAGAACCGCAUCCCAGGAGUCAAUGAACCUUAUAUAUACGUUGGUUCAUGGAAGACAUUCUUUGCAUGGCACAAAGAAGACUUAGAUCUUUGUAGUGUUAAUUAUCUUCAUGUUGGAAAAGACAAGUAAAUAGAAAUUAUUAUAUAAAUUAGAUUCUGGUAUUCAAUACCUGAAGCUGAUAGUCAUCUCAUUGAAAAAUAUGCCAAACAGUUAUAUGGUGAUCAUUUUAAUAAAUGUCCAGAAUAUUUGAGACAUAAAACUACAGUUAUCAAUCCAUAUUUGCUUAAGGAGAAAAUUCCUGAAAUCAGAAUUUCAAAAAUGGCUCAUCAUCAAGGGGAAUUUAUGUUUAUCUUUGCUGGAGCCUAUCAUCAAGGCUUUAAUUGUGGAUUCAAUAUUGCUGAAGCUGUCAAUUUAGCCACUCUCAAUUGGUUACCACUACUUUUGGAAGCAAAAACAUGUCAAUGUCUCAAAGAUAAUGUCAAAAUAGAUUCAAUGAGCUUUGCUGAAAAUCUUAAACGUUCCAAUAAAUUUAAAGAAGAUGAAAGAGUCAAAAACUUCUUGGAAAAGACUAAAUCCAUGUAAAGCAUACUGCGGAAGAAUAUCAGGAAGAUUAAGGUGUGAUUUAAUUAAAAAUAACUAUUAUAGGAUAUCCAC
Molecule: messenger RNA, 1344 nt
Organism: Paramecium octaurelia
Lineage: Eukaryota; Ciliophora; Oligohymenophorea; Peniculida; Parameciidae
Source: the annotation of a GenBank genome assembly